Molecule: messenger RNA, 3329 nt
Organism: Clupea harengus (Atlantic herring)
Lineage: Eukaryota; Metazoa; Chordata; Actinopteri; Clupeiformes; Clupeidae
Gene: ushbp1
Product: Usher syndrome 1C binding protein 1
Exons: 12
Coding region: 230-1870 (546 amino acids)
Source: RefSeq, a predicted model, not a curated record
GAUGAAUGUUUGUCACAGGGCCUAGCCAGCUGCUCCACCCCAGACUUUCCCCCCAGCCCUGAGCCACUUCUCAGCCCAGAGAAAGAGGCUGGCAUCAGGGCUGCAGCCCCAGUGACCAAGAGAGGAGACAGCGGGGAGGUCUGGGUCGAGCUGCAGGAGGCUUUGUCCACCCUGGAAAGGUCGGUGAGCAGGGGGAGGUCCUUGGCAGCCAUUCCUCAGCCGCUUCAGGAUGAGGAGAGGCGGACGCAGCACCUCAGUGCAGCCCGGGAGAGCUGGGUCAAAGUCACCCAGCUGCUUGCUGCAGGUGCUGGAGGAGAUGGAGAGAGAGCUGGGCUUCUCCUACCGCUCCGCCCUGCCCCCCGAGGAGAUGCAGCGCUACCAGCAGGACGUCCUGGAGCUGCACCGGCACAACAGCAGCCUCCGCUCCGCCCUGAGGAGCAGGCAGCAGGAGGUGGGCCUGUCUGACACCACACUCCACGAUCUGGAGGACGACAAGAAAAAACUACAAGAGAAGCUGCUGGUUCUGAAGCGGAGAUGGAUGGUGGCAGGCAGCCUCUCCCCUCCCCGCAGCCCCUCCAGCUCAUCCAGCGGGGCGGUGAGUCCCUCCUGGGCCUCCCCUCCUUUCCCCGGCUCCCCCCUCCUCUUGCGCAGGCACGUGGCUGCCUUUCCGGCUACCUCCACAGGGGGCGACGUCUCUCCAUCCAGCUCCUGCCCGAGCCCGGCGCUGCCCGGUAGCCCCAGCCUGGAAUCUGAGACAGACCGCCUGCAGAGGUGUCUGGAGAGGCUGAAGGCCCGAAACGAGCGCCUCUCAGCUGCCCUGGAUAGGCGUAAAGGAGAGUCAGAGCAAAUCAGCAUGGCCCUCAGCCAGCACGAGGCCGACAGUACCGCCCUGCAGAUGGCCCUCCGAUACUGCGAGGAGUGUGAAGAGACCUACGUGGAGCUCAUGGGUCUGCACGAGCACUGGAGAAAGCAGAGAGCCGUGGAGGCGACAGACUGCAGAGACACACAGCAACCCAGUGCUCAGACUGAGGCUGACAAACUGCAGAAUGUGAAGUCAACACCAGAGGGCGCUACACAGGGAGGAAAACCCUCACACACCAGAUUGGCAGCUGAAGACUUUUCUCAGCAGGUGGGGGAUCUGAAGGAGAAGAUCAGCGAGCUGAGACGGGACAGGGCAGCUAUGCACAUCCCAGAGCGAGGGCCUGUGGGUGGGGGGAAGAUGAGCCCGGACACCGGCACCCUGGCACUGCCCAGGGGCCACAACACGACCAACAGCUCCAGAGGAGAGAAGGCGGCUCUGUUGUACGAGCUGGUCACUGUUAGGGAGGAAAUGUCAGAGCUGCGCGGGGCCAUCCGGCUGACGGAAAAGGAGAAGAGAUGUCUGGAGUGGACACUGAUGGCCCAGAGGGCUCAGGACGAGGCCGGGGCCCUGCUGCUGGACAACCUGAAGGAGGAGCUGGAGGAGAGGAGCAUGGAGCAGCAGAGGGCGUCCAACAACAGGGAGAGAUCUAAUAGUGGAGGGGAGAUCCCCGGCCCCAGGAACCGCACCAUUUUCCGUGAGCUGCAGGCUGUCUUACAAAGAGAGCAGCUCAUGAAGAGGAGGAUGACCGCCAUCCGUGACUCUCUGGACACCAAGCUCUCGGACAGCACAGCGCUGAGGCGCCACAGUGACGAGGAGGUGACCCGACUCACCCACGCAUACAGUAAAAUCUCGAACGUGUUCAGAAAUGCUCGGCGAAAGCACCAUGAGCAAAUCUGGAGGCUGGAGAAGCAAAUGGCCGCCCUGUCUGAACGUCACAUGACCCAGAUCACAGAGCUACAGGCCACCCUGGAGAGACUGGAGGACAGGAGAGAGGAGACUGUCCUGUGACAGAGUGAGAGAGAAGGAAAGAAAGAAAGUAAGAAAGAAAGAAAGAAAUGGCUCACCACUCAACAGAUGUUAGAUGGUAAAUGGGCUACAAAUAUCAGUGUAAAUAAAUACAGCUUUGGAUUAAGACUGCCCUCUGAUUGUUUGUAUGACUUAAAAAAAUUAAACAAAGGUUUAAUAGACAGGGUCGUGUCAAGGCAAGUUCUGUAAGUAAAUAAAUGCGGCGUGAACUUUCAAAGGAAGCCAAAUGAUAAGGCAUCUCUUGCGUGUGAAGAGACACUGAAAUGCUAAUAGUAUGUGCCAAAGGUCAUGUUUCGCUCUCUCUCUCUCCUUUCUAUCUCCCCCAGUGUGCACACUCACACACACACCCAUGCUAACGGUGAGGAGGACUUUGCAGUCCACUCCAGUCUGUCAAAACAAUUGAAAAACGGAGGGAAGGGGGAUGGGCAGAACAAAGGAAGAUGAGCUCAAAGAGAGCGUGGAAGAAGGAGGACGAUCUGGAGAGAAACAGUAAGGGAGAGAUACAAUAAUACAUACACAAACGGAAAAGGGAGAGAUAGAAUCAGACAGCGCUGCCUAAGAAAUAGCAACAAUGACACAGUGCUGUCGUCUUUUACCCUAUUUUCUGCCCGAUAUCCCCCUCUACCCCCCCCCCCCCCCCCUCUCUAUGGGAGUCACGCCUCAUUUGGGUGCCCCAGCCUCUGGCCCUACCUCUGCCUCUGUCAUGCCUGCCUGCUGCAGCUGGGAGUGUAGGUCAGGCAGGGGAGUCUAAAAGGUUGAGUGUCAGAGCCCCAGGGUCAGGAGGUCACCCGGCUGUUGUUCAGGAGUUUGAAAGCCGGGUUCAGAAAGGCCAUGCACCACCGCAAGGACCCGACGACCUGACCUCCAGUCCCAGCUCCCCCACCCCCACCCCCACCCGUCGGUUUGUUUGGCAGAGUGUAUUUGAUGGCCAUGUGUGUCACUGGAGUUUGAUGGGGGUUAUCAUUGCAGACCGGUUGUGUUUGGGAUACUGUUCCACACUCACUGGCUUGUCAUAACAAACCCUAACAAAGGGUGACCACACAUCACCCAGCUCUCUCAAACUCAGGCUGGGGAUGGUAAUAUGCAAGUCUUCCACAUGUGACAUAUUCCCUGUUUUGUGCUCAUGUUUCCUAUUUACACUUACAAAUGAAUGAAAUUGGCCGUGUAUUCAAAAUGCAGUAAUAUAUUUAAAUUUGGAAACCUUUCUAUUGCACGUUCUAUCACUAGUGCCUUUUGCCAAAAUACAUGAAUAUGUAGUCUUGUUUUUUUCAGUUUGUCCUGAAGUUUGUGCACCAAGAUGCCUUCACCACAAAACAGUUGCACAGAAACCGCAAGGUGGAGCUACAAAGAGCGAUGAGUCCUGCAAAAAUUGAAUAGCAGUACAUCUGCAUUUGCAUCGGUAUUGUUUCAGAUUAAUUAUUAAUGCCAGAUUAAAUCUUAA